Molecule: messenger RNA, 5299 nt
Organism: Megalobrama amblycephala (Wuchang bream)
Lineage: Eukaryota; Metazoa; Chordata; Actinopteri; Cypriniformes; Xenocyprididae
Gene: cep170ba
Product: centrosomal protein 170Ba
Molecular function (GO): protein binding
Source: RefSeq, a predicted model, not a curated record
CUGGAGCUUCAGGUGGAGGCGCUGCGGCGGCUGUGACGUCACUCCCCGCCGGCCUGACACUCUCUGACAGACUCUCGCGCGGACGGACGGACGGCGGAUAAAAGUCUCAAUAUAUCAGGGAAUAACAGCCGCAAACUCCAGCUACAUUAUUUCACUUCUUCUAGCAGGGAUGGAGAGGGAUUAAACUCGUGUUUAGAUGGUGUAAAGUGUGUCGUUAAGCGCUCGGAUCUUCGGGAAUGUCAGGAAUAAACUUCCUGUUGAGCUUUAGCCGCCCGGAGCUCCUCUGAAGAAGGAAGUUGAUGGAGUUUUGAGGAGCUGUUUGAAGAUGAGCGUGACGUCGUGGUUCCUGGUGAGCAGCUCCGGCACACGCCACCGUUUGCCCCGCGAGAUGAUCUUCGUGGGCAGAGAGGACUGUGAACUGAUGCUACAGUCUCGCAGUGUGGACAAACAACACGCUGUGAUCAACUAUGACGCGUCUACGGACGAGCACCUGGUCAAAGACUUGGGCAGCCUCAACGGGACCUUCGUGAAUGACCUUCGCAUCCCUGAUCAGACGUACAUCACCCUGAAGUUAUCAGAUGUCAUUCGCUUCGGAUAUGAUUCACACAUAUACAUCCUGGAGAGAAGCCAACACAAAGUGCCAGAGGAAGCCCUCAAGCAUGAAAAAUACACCAGUCAGCUUCAGCUGGGUCAAGAGACGCCGGAAACCAAGAAGCACAUCCAGACAGAUGAGAAACGCAGAGACUCAUUACGCGCUAAAUCCGAAAAAACAGAGCGGAAAAACAUCACAGAUCCGCCCGUGUCCAGACCCACGCCUCUGUACGGCCAGCCGUCCUGGUGGGGUGAAGAUGACGAAGAAAAAGGUCAGCGUUGUGAUCUGAGCGCUCAUGACCAUCACACAGAAAACCACAAGGAUGGUACCAGAUGUGAGGUCAGCGUUUCUCCAGAUGAACUUCACGAUGGCCAGGGCAAGUCCGGUUACUCUUACCGCAAGGAGCCAAGCUACUUUGAGAUUCCCACAAAGGAGAUCCAUCCAAAGCCCAAAACCUCAUCCCUGGAAGUCCAAGAGAUCCCCACAAAAGACACGGACCACAAACCCCCUUCCACACCCCCGGUGGUACAGGGCCAUGCCUCCUUCACCAUUGAGUUUGAUGACCAAACCCCUGGAAAGAUGAAGAUCAAGGACCACGUCUCAAAGCUCUCCAUCCGCCCGCGCAAGAUCCCCACCAAAGAGUCGAUAGCCAGACUUACAGAGGUGAUGUCGGUGGAGAACAAAGUAGCUGAUUGGUUGGUGCAGAGCGACGCCUCCAUGUUGAGGAGUCUAGAUGAGCAGUCUGGGUCAGACAAGAGCUUCAAAGAUUCACGCCAUCGUGAAGAUGAUUUGGAAGACCCAAUUUCCCACUCUGGGUCACAAAAGAUCGUACCACGACUGGAGGGAGAAGAUUACCCAACUAACUACAUGCCAGAUUCAAAGAGCCAAGACAAACCAGAUCCCCAGCAAGCUUUCAUGGUCGAGUUCUUUGACGACACUCAACGGAAAAAGCGCUCGCAGUCGUUCACCAAUAACAUGUCUUCUCCUGACUUCCAGUCUGCUCUAAAAAGCAAGUUAGACAAACGAAAAGUUGGAACUUCGUCAUCCGGACAUAAUCCUCCCACACAGCAGUUCACGAUUCCCCUCAAAGGUUCAGAAGGUCCUCAGCGGGCCGCUUCUCUCAGACGGGAGAAGAGCGAAAUCCGUAUGAGCACGUCUGACGUUAGCUCCCGCUCUACGUCAAAACCUUUCGGCAGCAUCGGCCGGAGGUCCAAACUGUCACAGGACUUUGCGGCCGAGUUGCUUAGGGUGUCGAAACCCAGUCCUGCCACCACAUGGGACCAUAAGACCUCAUCUUCUACGCCUACGACAUACUCUGGCUCCUCUGUGACACAUGCCACGUCUCAUUCACAAAAUCACACCGUGAAUCAGACCAUCAGAUCUCCUUCUGUGCCCAUGGAAGUUAACAGCACUGAGGCCAAAACUCCACAGCAGGAAGAGGAUGACAGUUUAAGUGAUGCGGGAACCUACACCAUUGAAGCCGAGGGACCAGACAAAGAGGUUGUGGAGGCACGGGGCUUAAUCGAUCAGGUGUUUGGUGUUGGCGACAACAGCCAAACCUCAGCAGCAGCAACUGUUAAGACUAUAGUUGGUGACACUGAGGGUCACGAUAGUCUUCUGCUCAAUAAGAAUAGCUCAGGCCCAAAACUGGGCCAAUAUCCAACAGACCGUAGUGACACAGUACAGAUACAGUCGAUGACGUCAUUAACACCUGGAGGCACUAGGUGGGUUUCCCGUUGGGCAAGUUUGGCGGACACCUAUUCAGACUCUGGUCCUGCUUCAGGACUGUUUGACAUCCCAACACACGUUGAUCUUUCUGCCGGAGCUGGUGAAAGGAUCAUCCACCAAGCUAUGCUUAACCGAAAUGCUGACUACUCGGAAACAGGUCAAAGCAGCAGAUCAAGGCGAGUUCUGCCUCAGGUUCCUUUGAAGGAGAAGACCGAGACGCCACCGCCCACCAUACGCAUCCAGCCUGACUCGUACCUGUCAGGUGUGGAGAAGAGUUCGCAAGUUCCGAAGCAAAAGUGGGAUCCACAGAAACUGAGUGUCCAAGAUGAUCUAGAUCCAGACAGUCUGAGUGAUGCCAGCAAGUCCGAUGAUGGCUCUGUGGUUGAGCAGUUCAUGACGACUCCUGACACGACGUGGAACCGGUCUCCGAAGACACAACCCAAUCAAGAAGAGACAAAAGACCUGGAUUCACCUCCCAAAUUCUCCACGGCUACUUUAACGCGACCACAGGGCAAUCUUACCAAGAGCAACUGUUCACCACCAAACAUUGAUCACCCAAGCAAGGACGACUCUCUUGGUGUAGACAGUUUAGUGUCCGUCGUCAGACAAGAAAGUUAUACCAAAGAAAGGGCCAGCGACGACAUCCAGUUGUCCAGAUUGCCCCAGAUAUCUAGUCAACCCUUUGGGAAAGAUGCUUUUAAAGGCGUAAGCAAUCAAGACACUCAAUCUUACCUCAAAGACACUGAGGAUGUUCUAGCUUCUCUGGAAGCCAAGCUUCUGGAGCAGCAAGACAACAACGGUCGCUCCCAUCUGGAGGACUCCUUCUCGGGAGAAUCGGACACCUCCAGUACAAUCAGUGGCAAAAACGCUUCUGUUCCUCCUAAGAAGCCUGUGGUCCUCAGAGGACUUUUAAGAGGUACCGGUCAGUAUUCCAGAGAACCUAAGACUUCCGAUGAUCCAAAGGACAGUGAUGGCAAGGCAGGUCCAGGCAAACGUUUGCAGCUCCGUCGUAAUCUUAGUUCUCUCGACUUUGCGCCAGAACAAAGUCCCACCACUCGGAAUUGGCCUGAAACCGUCUCCGACCAGGAAUCAAGUUCCCUACCUUACAAAAAGUACACUAUUCCUCUUCAGAAGGAAGGUGCGAGCAAAUCCAAAGGUACGGUGCAACAAACUCUAGGUCGCUCUAAUAGCCUUUCCGCUCCAAGAGCAACAAGGGCUUCAGUGCUUCGCCGUGCCCGUUUGGGCGAAGCCUCCGACAACGAAGGCACCGAAACCGAUCGGACGUCUCAGAACUCCGACGUCAAUCCCUCGGCAAACAGUCGGGGUGCUCAGGAGAGCAAGAAGCUCUCUCGAUUGGACAUUUUAGCUUUACCUAGGAAAAGGACAGGCUCCUUCAACACUCCCAGUGACACAGAGUCUUCCACAAGCAGGACGGGCUUUUCAAACCGCAGCACAGAGUCGGGCAGCUCCGUGCGGAAAGCUUCAGUGCCGGAUCCCAAGGCUCUUCUGCGGAAGGUUUCAAAUGCCAUGAACAGGCAACCAAUCGCCCGCGGACGCUCAAGCAGUGCCAAAUACGCCAGCAGUACUGCCAAUGACAUGGUGUACCAAACGCUCCUCCUUCCCAAUGUCCUGGGCCAAGGCUCCAGGAGGCGUCAAAAGGGUUCAGACUACGCCUCCACCUCUGAGGAUGAGUUCGAGACUAACCAUAGCACCCCUAAACACAAACGCUCCCAUCAUUCAGGGGCCCAGCAGAACCCCAGUAAUCCAUCCAGCAGGUCCGGUGCGAGCCGUACCCCUUCGAGAGACUCCGAAGGGGAAGGACACGAGAGCGACGCCUUCCAGAACUGGACGUCUCAUAGUGCUGAGAUUGCCAGAUUGAGUCAGGACCUGGCCAAAGAUUUGGCUAUUCUGGCUCAAGAGAUUCAUGAUGUUGCUGGAGAUACAGAAGCUCAGAGUGGCUCCACAGACAAGAUGGGACCAGCCAUAUCUGCCCACGAGGAGUUGCGGCACCAGAUUCCUGAAGCCAGUCUGAAUUUCCAGAAGGAAUCUCCAGUUGCAGCGGCGGCUGACGAGUCGGAGGCGACCGUCGGUCAUCACGACGUCAGAGGACCGAGUGUGAGACCAGACGAGGUUACGCUGAACAACGUGAUGCUGAAUCCAGUGUCCCAACUGUCCCUCGCCAUCCGUGAGAACACAGAGCAACUAACUGAAAAAAUCAAGGUUUUGUUUCAUAAUAAGAUGGAUGUUUUGAGUGAAAUUAAGGCCAAAAUCAAUGCGGCUGAUGAUCCUCCACCACUGAAAACAUCAAACAAGGAAAUUGCAUCAAUUCUCAAAGAGCUGAGGAGAGUCCAGAAACAGCUGGAAGUCAUCAACACAAUCAUCGAUCCUCGAGGAAACCCUGACCUCAGCAGGACGGUUUCCUCAGCUGGCGUUCGCAGCUCCAGAGCCGCGUCCCGGGAUGCGAGAUCGUCCCAGCGAGGCGGCGGACCGACGCCGAACAGCCGCCGCAUGUUCAGAAGCACAGACAGGGAAAGCUCACUGGUAUGACGACUCUGUCCGUGUCGGUUCACUCAAAGCAUCAUCACUAGUCACUUUGCUAAUGAUUUCAGCACACAAGUGGAAAUCUGCGUAGGUUGUUGGGUAGAAUCAAACCGUCUGGCACAAGCUCCUCAUGAAAACCUCAGGCGUUUGGGAGAAUAUGAAGAUAUGUUUGAGGUACAUUUGCACAUUUAUAUUGCUCCAAACAAACCAGUUUCAACAGCUUGUGGCAUUCAUAACGCAUAACGCUUGAGAUUUUGGCAUUCAAUGUAAUAACUGUAAAUACUCUGUUAAUGAUUUUUCUUUAUCUUUGUUACUUUUUUUGAUUGUUGUUAUGGAAAUAUAAGGUCAAGUAAUUUACAUGAUUAUUUAAAUCACUUUUUGUCUCUGUUGGACAGGGUAUUUGUCUGUGUUAAAGAUCAUUAAAGAAUUCAAAUGUAA